This is a messenger RNA of Geodia barretti, 471 nucleotides long. Lineage: Eukaryota; Metazoa; Porifera; Demospongiae; Tetractinellida; Geodiidae. The record is from the annotation of a GenBank genome assembly.
AUGGCGGACCUCGCUCUAGAAGGUCCUCAUUCUCUGGAGUCGCUAGACGUGGAGGAGGAGGUGGAACAGAGAGUCCUCAGGUACCAGCUGAGAGAGAUAGAAGACCCCGCCCCUCCCCUGCACUAUCUGGACUAUGAUGUGGACGAACAUCUCCUGCACACGACAGUUCCUGACCCCAUACGAAUUCGAGGGGUCGGUGGUACCACAAUGUUUGGUCUUAGUAACAGGUUUGACGAAGAGUUUCCUCAGUCUCUGAUAGGGAAGGUGGCACGUGAAGAAUUCCAGUUGACCAUUGGUCGAGUGAACGCCAUACUACAGAAGGGGAUUCCUUGGAGUCUGCGUUGCCUGCUGUGCGGCUGUCUCUGCUGCUGUUGCACAUUUGGCCUCUCCCUAGGACCUGGGAUCUGCUUCAACAAGAGAGUCCUUUUGAUUGAGUUUCUGCCAAAGUUACAGCUCUUCAAACCCGACUAG